AUGGACGGCCCUGAGAUGAAGGGACCCGCGCGGAUCCUGGUCAACGACAAGGAGGUUAACCACGAGGGGGGCCUCCGCAAGGUGAAGAACUGGUUGAAGGGGCUAGCCAAAAAUGUGCUCGCACAGGAGGACCCGGAGGACGCCUUUCCCUCCAACAACAAGGCUCUGCGGAACACCUUCUGGGUGUCUCAGCUGAACGUGGCCCUGAUCGGGGAGGACGGGCUGACCCCGGCGAAGGAGCACGUGGAGCAGGUGGUGCAAGAGCUGCGCGGCGAAGGCGUCUGGGCGAAGUUUCGGAGCUUCCACUCGCUGUUCUGGUUCCUCCCGGCGAGCGAUUUGGUGCUCACGGCGUUGCCGGUCGCAGGCAUGCUGCUCUCCCUGGCGGCCCUGCUGCUGAACCGAAUUAACCUCCUAACGGUGGUGCCAAUCUACCUGGCGCUGCAGUCCAUUUACAGCGUGGGGAACAUUUGGUACGGCUACGCCUUCGAACUGGAGUUGCUAGAAUUGGUCUUUUUGACUCUCCUCUUGGUGCCCCUCUGCGGGAACCACCUCAAGAGCAGGUAUUCCACCACGCCCUUUGUGAGAUACGUCUGGCGCUUCUUCAUCUUCAAGGUGUUAUUAGGGUCAAGCUUAAUCCGUUUCAGGAACAGCCAUUUGUGGGGUCACUUGGAGGGAAGAUACUACCUAUACGAGACGCAGCCGUUUCCGUCGAUCGUGGGAUACUUCCUGCAUGGUAGUCAGACGAUGAGCAAACUAGAUAAUCUGUUUUGCAUCCUAACCGAGUGCGUCUUCUCCUUUUUUAUUCUUUUCCCUGUGAGAUCCUUUCGGCUGAUAGGUGGGUCGUUGAUAUUGCUCUACUGCCUUUUGAACUUCCUCACCGGUAAUUCCUACCUCUUCUACGUGUUGCUGUUGGCUCCGCUCAUGUUUUGCUUUGACGAUGAGGUGUUGCUUCCUUUUGUUUUGAAGGGGAGGAGGAAUGAGGUGCUCUCUGUGGUGAGGGAGAAGGCCGCGCAGCUGGCUAGAAGCAGGGGGUACUUCCGAAGCUUUGACAUCUUCUUCUGCACGGGAUUGAGUGUGGACGAGGUGAACAAGAUGAGGGACGCCUAUUUUAGGAUAGACGCGGGGGGGGGAGGCGGCCUCUUCAAUGGAGGAAGCAACACACGGGGGGGGUCACCCCAAGCUGAGAGGGAGCACCUCCUCGGCAGGGGAACUCCCAGCCGCGAAACGAAUUUCCACGCAGAGGAAGCAACCCCAAUUGGGGGCAUCAAAACGGACGUGCUCAACGCGCUCCACUGGGCAUUCUCCAAAAAGGGGCCACAAUAUAUAUUAGAAAAUUAUAACAUCUCGAGGGAGCUCAUCAUCCACGUGUUGUGCACCUGCAUCAUGACCUCCUAUAACAGCUGUGUGCACAUUGCGUAUUCCACGCGGGGGUCCAUUUUGCUCUUUUUUGUGUAUCUCUCGUGUUUCCUCCUCUACAUGGUUUAUCUUUUUUUUUUCACAACAAGUGUUGUCUCUCGUUUGGCUAGCCAGCUGGGACUGCUCCUGAGCGUCGCCCUCAUCUACACGAAUGGCAUCUUCGUUAGUGGCUUCUCCGACGCGUAUGUCUCUGCCCUCUUCUCCCUUCACCUUUUUUUUUUACUCUCCCUGUCCCUUUUCUACGUGAAAAAUGACCGGUUCGUUGUUAAAUUUUUGUGCCAGUAUUUCUACUUCAUCCUGUUCGCCUCCUUCUUCUGCUUCUUCGUGCAAAACGUUUUGUCUCCGCUGCAGGUGAUGAAUGAGGAGUACGGCAGCUUCCAGCUGAUGAGCGUUUACGGGUCCUUCGGGAGCAUUAAUCAAGUCAGGCGGGAGAUCAUCAUCAGGGGGAGUCGCUCAACUGAUGGGUCUUCUAGGACAAACUCCUUGGAAACACUCCCCAUCGUGGGAACGCCCCCCCCCGGGUGGGACGACUACCAAUUUAACUGCAAACCGGACAGCGUACAGAAGCCGCUGUGCAGCCAGUUUCGGCUCCUUUAUGGCUUCCUCCCCGUGCUGUAUGUAGACAGAUUAGAUUUGCAAUUCAACCAGCUAAGUUACAGUGAUGAUGAGACCAUCUUGCACACUCCAUGGUUUAGGAAGUUCCUAAAGAAGCUCGCUGCCAAUGAUGAAGCUGUCCUAUCGCUUCUGUAUAGGACCCCCUCCUUUGUAACCCCCUCUGGGGGGAAGAACCCAGCGGAGUUCGCUCCCAUCCAUUUGACCGUCUCCAGUGACGUCUACACGUUUUCUACACAGGGGGAGAAGAACGCCUGGUGGGAGGUCCUCUCCUCCAGGGUCAUCCUUGAGCAGCAGGGCCGCCUCUCCCCAAACAGGGGGGCUAACAAAAUUGGGAAACACCCUGGGGGGGGCCGUCCAGGUGAACAUAGCACCCUCCUGCAUGUAGGCGGCCCUACCGUCAUUCAGCAUAGGAACAGGGCCGCAUCCCGAGACGCAUCACGAGACGCAUCCCGAGGUGGCCACUAUUUCUCCAAAGAGGGAGACCCUUCAGAGGGGGAGCUCGAAGAGGCAGGGGCGGCAAACGAGGCAAACGGGGCAGGAGCCACCGGGAGGGAGUCACUCCGCGGGAAGAUCCGCACGCAGGAAAGGAACAGAUACACUCAGAAGAAGAGGAAAUUCUUUAGGCAAAAAAAACUGCAGGAGUUGAGAGCAGAGGGGGGGGAGAGGGACUCAGAGGAGGAGGCGCAGACGAUGGAGGGGAUUGCCAACACGGGAAGGGGAGGCGAAGGGGAGCCAUAUCAUCAGUUGGAGGGCGCGGUAGACGUGGCGGGCGGCAUGGCAACCGAGGCGCACGACGAAGAGACCGACGGGGAAAACCUCUUUUCCGCUGCGAAGAAGAUGGAGGCUGCGCGGGAGGGGGCAACUGGAGAGGAAGCACAAAAAAGGGAAGACAAGAUGGGGGGCGGGGGGAUAGAGAAAGGAAGUCCCAAUGGGGUUCUUCCCAGUGUGAUACCUCCCAACGGGGUUCUCCCCAGUGUGAUACCCCCCAACGGGGCACUCUCCCUCCACGGAGCGAUCCAAAAGGAGAUGGAUGAGGCCAUCCGAAACUCCUACAAGCAGUAUGGGCUGCUCAACGACUUUUCCCAAAAAAUUACAAAGCUGGGGUUUGUCAACCGGGACCAGGGGAGGAGUCGGUACGGCGAGAUUAGGCAGUUGCUGGCCGGCCGUCGGGGGUGA
This is a messenger RNA of Plasmodium vivax (malaria parasite P. vivax), 3207 nucleotides long. RefSeq lists its product as hypothetical. The coding region runs from base 1 to 3207 and encodes 1068 amino acids. Gene Ontology annotation, biological process: protein maturation. The record is from RefSeq and is a predicted model, not a curated record. NCBI's taxonomy places the organism in Eukaryota, Apicomplexa, Aconoidasida, Haemosporida, Plasmodiidae. Gene Ontology annotation, cellular component: endoplasmic reticulum membrane. The transcript has 3 exons.